Messenger RNA from Dentiscutata erythropus, 3193 nucleotides. The record is from the annotation of a GenBank genome assembly. NCBI's taxonomy places the organism in Eukaryota, Fungi, Glomeromycota, Glomeromycetes, Diversisporales, Gigasporaceae.
UCGGAUGCAUCCAUCAAAAAAACGGAUUCGUAUUGCACUAAAUCAUUUGAAGCAACAAGGACUGUUGGACAAAGAGACAGAAACGUUUCCACCUCUGACUCCCUUCCAGCUACCGAAAUUGUGUGGAAAUACGAUCGCUGAACAUUUUUGGAAUAUCGGUGAAAAACAGGCGCGUCCUUGUAGGGAGUUAGCAAAAGCUUUCGUUAAUUCAGAACUUCCUGAUAUUCCCUCUGAGAAAAUAUGGAAAUUUAAAUCAGGAUGGACACGUUAUGAAAAAGACAAGCAGCCCGAACCGAUAGAUUUUCCUAAAGACGAUGUUUUAUGUUUUGACGUAGAAACUUUACUUGAUGACAGUGAUUACGCGUUAAUAGCGUGUGCUGCUUCACCAAAAGCAUGGUAUGCUUGGAUUUCACCACGGCUUACUAAAUAUGGAGACGCAAUUCAUAAUUCGUUAACGUAUCACACAGAUAAAUGGAGCGGCGAUGAUGAAAAAGAUAAAUUAAAACGCGGAGAGCAAGGUGGAAAGCACAAACCCAUUGUUAAAAAACGUGACGUUGGUUAUCUGAUUCCUAUGGGGAAUAUAGGCAGAGAUCGGGUCGUAAUUGGACAUAAUGUUGGUUUCGAUCGUGCACGAAUAAAAGAAGAAUAUCAUCGUGAUAGAUCUUGCAAUAAUUAUAUAGAUACCAUGUCUUUACAUAUAGCUGUAAGUGGACUCUGCACUCAACAGCGUCCCACCUGGAUCAAGUAUAAUAAAGCCACUGAAGAAAACAAUGAAGAUUAUUUGGAAAGAUCCAAAGAUUUUCAAGCUAUCUAUGAUGUUAGUUCAAUAAACAACCUUCGAAAUGUCUAUAAAUUUCAUUGUCAAGGUGAAUUAGACAAAAGUUCGAGAAACUAUUUCAUUAAUGGUUCUUUAGAUGAAAUUGUGAAACCAGAAAUUUUUCAGAAAUUGGUAUCUUAUUGUGCUGAUGAUGUAUUCGCAACGCAUAAAGUGUUCAAAAAAGUAUUUCCUCGAUUUUUGGAGGUUUGCCCGCAUCCCGUAUCAUUUGCCGGGAUAAUUAAUAUGGGCAAUAUGUUCCUGACGACAUCAAAAGAUUGGGAUCACUAUAUUGAGAAAGCGGAAUCAGUAUAUCAAGAACAUAGUAAAUCCAUUGAAAAAAGCUUGCAAGAUCUCGCACUGGCAGCGGUAAAAUCAUGGAAAGAUGAUCCACGGUCGAUAGCCGAUAAUCCAUGGUUAAAACAAUUAGAUUGGUCAACACCAUCACCACGUGCUAAAAAACUUAAAGGAUACCCACAAUGGUAUCGAAAUAUUUACAAUUCUAGAACAGAAAGUUUAAAAAUUACACCAAGAAUCAGGAUUUCACCUCUUCUAUUAAGAUUAAAAUGGCAAGGUUAUCCAUUGUAUUAUUCGAAGAAGUAUGGAUGGAUGUAUCGAGUGCCUAAAGAUGAUGAGUACCGGACAAGUGCAAAACCAUGCAGAUUUGAUAAGCCUUUACCUCCUACAGGUGAAUUACAAUGUAAUGUUAAAGACGAGUUAAAUCAAAUGGAUGUUAGUAGGAAAGCAUCUGUAACUGAAGACCAUGAAGAGCAUUAUGCUAAUGAUAUGGAUGGAAUAUAUUACCGAAUUCCACAUAAGGAUGGUGAAGACUCUCGCUGUGCAACUCCAUUAUCGAAGCAAUAUAUAACCGCUUUCGAAAAGGGAAUUCUGACUUCUGAAUAUAAAGAAGCUAAAGCAGCGUUAAAAAUGAAUGCAACAUGUUCAUAUUGGAUUAGUUCUCGAGAACGAAUAAAAGGUCAGAUGGUUGUGUAUGAUGAUCAUCCUGAAAUUCAAGAUAUGGGAUUUCGAUCAGAGAGUGAGAAGGGCAUUGGAAUGAUAUUGCCACAGACUUUAACGAUGGGGACGAUCACUCGUCGUGCUGUAGAAAAAACUUGGAUGACAGCAAGCAAUGCGAAGGAGAGUCGUAUCGGUUCCGAACUUAAAACGAAAAUUCAAGCUCCAAAAGGGUAUAAGAUUAUUGGGGCAGACGUCGAUUCCGAAGAAUUAUGGAUAGCCAGCUUGAUCGGAGAUUCACAAUUUGGUUUCCACGGCGCAACCGCUUUGGGAUGGAUGACUCUUCAAGGAACCAAAACUGCCGGAACGGAUUUACAUUCGAGAACAGCAAAGAUUCUAAAAAUUUCGCGAUCGGAUGCAAAAGUAUUUAAUUAUGGUAGGAUAUACGGUGCAGGGCUUAAAUUUGCUGCACAAUUACUUAGACAAUUUAAUGAGAACAUUGAAGAAAGGGAGGCUGUUGAACGGGUAACAGAAUUAUAUAGCCAGACUAAAGGCAAAAAAUUAUUCACUAAAAACAUUAUUCCUAAUGAUUUUCCUAGAAAGACAUUUUGGUACGGUGGUAGUGAAAGUUAUAUGUUUAAUAGGCUCGAAGAGAUUGCAACUGCCGAGACACCUCGAACACCAAUUCUUAAAUGUGGCAUAACUGACGCCUUAAAAAGAAAGGUAGUCGACGAAAACUAUAUGACAUCACGUGUUAAUUGGGUUAUACAAUCAUCAGGGGUUGAUUACCUUCAUUUGCUUCUGGUCUCUAUGCAGUAUUUAUUGAAAAAAUAUAAGAUAGACGCGCGUUUUAUGUUAUCAGUUCAUGAUGAGGUAAGGUUCCUUGUAAAAGAAAGUGACACGUAUCGAGCUGCACUGGCACUUCAGAUCAGCAAUUUGUGGACAAGAACGAUGUUUAGUUACAUGUUGGGAAUCAAGGAUUUACCAUUGUCUGUUAGUUUCUUUUCGGCCGUUGAUAUUGAUCACGUACUUCGAAAAGAAGUUGAAAUGAAUUGUAAGACACUUUCAAACAAUACCGAGAUAGAAAAAGGUAGGAGCUUAACGAUUCAUGAACUUCUUAAAUAUCAACGAUCAUUACAGUUCGACAAAACCAAUCAAGAUAAUUACAACGAUGAUGAUAUACGAGAGUCAAAUUUGUCGAACGACUUAUUGAUUCCAUAUUCAAUACUGGAUGAUGAUUUCUUUUUAAGUAUCCAAUGUUUAUCGGAUGAGAAAAAAAUUAAAUCUAUGAUUUUUGAACAUUACAAAGCAAGCUUGGAAAAAAAUGAUAUUUCAAGUUUAGCACCGAUAAAACAGAAUCUUACAAGCAAAAAAUUACUAAAACCGCUUAAAAAAAUUAAAUUAGCUAAAUAUCAAAUUAUUUGA